Messenger RNA from Drosophila rhopaloa, 732 nucleotides. RefSeq lists its product as uncharacterized. The transcript has 2 exons. The record is from RefSeq and is a predicted model, not a curated record. The coding region runs from base 1 to 732 and encodes 243 amino acids. NCBI's taxonomy places the organism in Eukaryota, Metazoa, Arthropoda, Insecta, Diptera, Drosophilidae.
AUGCGGAUACCGUUACCGGGUCACGCAUACCAAAGCGGGGACCCGUCGGAGCCCGUAGCAAGGGAAAGUCCAAAGGCCGCCGCGGAUAACGGAACCGGAAACAUGGGCAACCGAGGUCGCCAAGAUGCCAGCACGCAGCAGCAGCAACAGUCAAGUCAUAAGGGGAGAGGGGCGGGGAGGCAGCACCGGGCAACAGCCAGCGGCGAGAGGGAGGCGGGACUCAGGUUCCGCACUCCAGCUGCUGGCGUCCCCCUGGUGUCGCGGUCCCCGUCGCCGAACCCCGAAUGGGAGGACGAGGAACGGAUCACAGAUCUAGAGCUGGAGGAGGAGGAGGAGGCCGGCGUCCGUCCGGCAGGGCAGGAGGCCGAGGUGACUAUCGACCUGUCGUCGUCCGAGGAGGAGGAGGAGGAAAACAAGGAGGACACCGGGACGGAGACGGUGAGUCCAGAGGUCUCCUCGGACGAGGAGGACGAGCCACGUCGGGCGGCGAAGGCCCGGAUGGCAUUCCGCCGGAUAAAGAGGGCCGCAGCCGGGUUCGGGCGGAUCCGGUUGGGCGACGCAGCGCCAUCGGGCCGCCCGGAAGAGGCAGUGCGUAUAUUGGCAACCCGGGCAGAGGUGGUGCGGCGAGUGUUCGCGCAGCGGGCGGUGGCACGGGCAGCCGCAGCAGCCAGGGAGUGGCAAAAGCGGCUGGACGAGGCUGAGGCCGAAGAGGCAGCGAUAUGGGCACCAUAG